CAUACAUUCAUCUGCUUGCGACAUGGCCGAUUCAGUUGAUAACGAGAAACUGAGCAUGCGCCAAAUGCUGCCUGUUUUUGCUGGUGCUUCUGAAAGAGCGGAACUGCAUUGCAUUGGCUACAAUGUAUAUCGCGACGCACAGCUGGGAAGGUUAAUAUACAAUUAUAAUAUCAGUUGGUCUGACUCAACGGAAGAAAGCUAUAUUGUGUGGGAUCAUAUUGUUCAAAAGCUGAUAAGAUCUAAUAGAGUUGCGAUUAAAGUGCCGAUACAAUGUGAUGGUCCAUGCGGUCGACUCACCGAUGAUUAUGUUCAGUUUGGGCUAUGUGAACAUACAGUUUGUCGUGAUUGUUACGAAAAUGCCCAAAGUGCUGAUCACGAAGGUUUACACGGCUGCUGUAAUUCUGAAUGCUUGAAAUUGUGGAAGAUAGAAGAACGUCGAAGAAAAAAAAAAGCAAGAAAGGAGGAGAAAAUUAGAGCUCAGAGAGUGAGAAGUGAUAUAUCCUAUUGCAUGAAAUACGACGAUAAAAGCUUCGAACACUUGAUGGAACGAUUGCGCAAAUCACAAAAAUCCCCUGGUGUCUCUACAAGAACUGAAAAUAUUACCUCCUCCCAUGAUACGAUGUAUUCGCAGGGAUAAGCAUAGUUUGACAGCAUAUGUCCUACUAUCUCGUUCAUAGUUAAUUUUGAGACAAAUAAUCGUGAAGCACCUGAAUUGCUAUUCUUUAACAUCGCUUUCUUCACUCAGCUAUGUACCAUGCUCUAUAAAACAACUAUUUGAUUUGGCUAAAAUAGAUGAGAA
Cylicocyclus nassatus is the source of this 799-nucleotide messenger RNA. Lineage: Eukaryota; Metazoa; Nematoda; Chromadorea; Rhabditida; Strongylidae. The record is from the annotation of a GenBank genome assembly.